AUGGAUACAUUGAAGAAGAUCACCAAGAUAUGGCAUGACCUGGACAUUAUCAUUGAGAAGAUAUGUAUUUGGGUAUCCAAUGUUCUGGACGUGUUGGGAAACUUCAAGUACGUGCUUAUUGGAGCUCUUAUGUAUGAAAAAUCAUCGAGUGUGAUAGCUAGCGAUGGAUGUAGGUUUUUCUCAAUCAUGAUGAUGAUUGUUGGCUUUAUGGAUGGGUUCCACAAGAUAUCCACAUGCAACAUAGUAAGAAAGAUAAGUAAGACAACGACAAACAAGUAUUUGCAGAAAGUUAUAGACUGGUUUGACAGAAUCCAUUGCAUGUUUAUUGAUAUAAGGCUGAAUAUGGUUCUGGACUACGUAUGCAACAUACUGUGCGCGUUAGGCAUUGGUAUACUUGUAUAUUCUAUGAUAUCUGACUUCAAUAAGGAUCGCGCCAGUUAUGGAGAGUUUGAUGCAAAUAAAUGUAUCACCAAUAUGUUUAAACCAUUUGGAGGAUGGAUAUCUAUGUGGAAUGUAGGAACCAAUUUAUAUCAAGCAGUUAUGUUUUUUAUUGGACUUUAUAAGAAGUUCAGUGACAAAACCAUCAAGUACUCUAAUACAUCUGGAGUGAUAUUGCUUACAACAACAGCGAAUGGUACGACUGAAGAUAAUGGAGAGGAUGUGUAUGAAGGUAAUGGACAAGUCCGAGACACGCUGUUUAGGUUUGCAUUGGCGGGGUUGAUUAUAUCUAUGAUAACCUUUUUAUUCAAUUUGAUUUGGCAAGGAACAACUUCAUUUUCUGGAUGGAAGUUUAGCACGUUUAUUAUUGGAAAAGUUAUAUUGAUAUUGCAUUAUGUGAUGCCAUCAUUGCGAUUUUCAGCGGGAAAUAAUACAGUGUUUCUGUCAGUGAUAUUUAUAUCUUUGCUGACGGUAUACUCUAUGUUUGGAUCUAUAGUAGCAACGUUAUUGCAAUAUGGAACCAUGGGAAAAACGGGUUUUCAAAGCAAUGGAGGUGAAAAAACAGAUGAAGACAUCACGAAGAAUAUAUUAGCCCAAUUGGGAUAA
Molecule: messenger RNA, 1044 nt
Organism: Ordospora colligata OC4
Lineage: Eukaryota; Fungi; Microsporidia; Ordosporidae
Exons: 1
Coding region: 1-1044 (347 amino acids)
Source: RefSeq, a predicted model, not a curated record